This is a messenger RNA of Vigna unguiculata (cowpea), 834 nucleotides long. RefSeq names its product ankyrin repeat family protein. Gene Ontology annotation, cellular component: BRCA1-A complex; BRCA1-BARD1 complex. Gene Ontology annotation, biological process: protein K6-linked ubiquitination. Lineage: Eukaryota; Viridiplantae; Streptophyta; Magnoliopsida; Fabales; Fabaceae. Gene Ontology annotation, molecular function: ubiquitin-protein transferase activity; protein binding. The record is from RefSeq and is a predicted model, not a curated record.
AAUAAGAAUUAAACGGUGUCUCCUACUCGAACCAAAUGAAAAGUACGAAUCCUUAAAGAGCCACCGCUGCCGCACGCACUCCUCCGCAUUCCGCCGUGGUGACGGACCUCUGCGACGACGAGCCUCCUCCCUGCCGAACCUCCUUGAAGUUGAGCGUUGAAGUUAGGGUUGCCACUGCAAAUGGGUGUGGCGGAGGCCAACACAGCCCUUCAAGCUCCCUCCAAAGCGACGUCAGAGAGCGUCGACGACUUGCUUGAUGCUGCAAGAUAUAAUGACAUGGAUGAUGUUAAGAGCUUAGAGGCCAGUGGGGUUCCUCUUGAUUCCAAGGAUGAUCAGGGCAGAACAGCUCUUCAUAUGGCUGCGGCUAAUGGACAUAUGGAUAUUGUGGAGUAUCUAAUCAUUAAGGGAGUGGAUCUUAAUGCACCUAAUGAGGAAAAAAAUACACCUCUUCAUUGGGCGUGUCUCAAUGGGCAUGUUGAGGUUGUGAAGAAACUAAUCUUAGCUGGAGCUAAUGUCAGUGUUUUAAACAGUCACGAGAGGACCCCAAUGGAUGAAGCUGUGAGUAGGGGAAAGCUAGAAGUGAUGGAUGCAAUCAAUGAAGCUGUGGCACUAGUUGAACUUCGUGGUGCUAUGGUUUCUGCACAAGAAACCUGAAGUUUAUGUCACUUUAAGUAGCUUCUAAUAUGAGAAUUUGGUGAUAGUUAUACGUGUGCUCUUAUAAUGUUUACAUUGUUAGUUGUGAACAAUGUCAUGAGUUUGUUUUCUUUUAUCAUUUUCCAUAUUGGAUUUCCUCAUUCGAAAUCAAAGCGGGUUCAUUUCUUCCUAAGCCUAAAA